This is a messenger RNA of Trichoderma reesei QM6a, 2061 nucleotides long. RefSeq lists its product as uncharacterized. The transcript is spliced from 4 exons. Bases 7 to 2061 code for a protein of 684 amino acids. Lineage: Eukaryota; Fungi; Ascomycota; Sordariomycetes; Hypocreales; Hypocreaceae. The record is from RefSeq and is a predicted model, not a curated record.
CAGGCGAUGAGACGAUGCACAGCGCUUCGCCCAAGCAGCUUUGGGGCAUCGAGUCCUCACCAAGCUAAACGAUGGCACUCGUACGAUAAGGCCGCCUUGACAAAAGAGGCUCUGCUACAGAAAGUCGAAGCUGGGCUGGGACGCGAUGCCGACGGCAAGCCAUUGAAGAUCGAUGCCGAGGCCAAGACGAUAUCGACGGCCGUAGGGAAUCUCCCCAUCUCGCCAAUAUUCGACCCGGCAUGGAUGCAGGCCAGGCGAAAGGUCGCAAAGGCUGCUCCUGGCCCCCCGCUUGGCAGGUUUCGACGGAAGCUGGCGAACAACCCGUUUGCACAGGCACUCGCUACGCCCAUACGGAAAUGCCCCAACAGCGCAAUCAGCUUGCCGCGAUACUUCUUACAAGACUUUGAGCUGGUACAGCACCCGACCACCGGCAAGCCAUGGUGGGCUCCCGGCCCGUUAUCUUUCGAGCAUGUGCAGCCUACGAAGCGGCUCGACGAGGAACAGCCGGACAUUAGCAAAGGACUGAAUGAGGAGGCCUUGACCAGGAAACCCGAGUCGGCUCCUGUGGCGCUCCGGAAAGAUGGCACAGCAGAUUCCGAAAAGGAUGCCCGACGACCACGGAGGGCACCCAUCACGAGCUACACGCUGAAUCGCAAGUCGCUCGUUGACAUGAUUGGCGGCAAGAACAAGAAAUACCUCUCCGUGCUGCUGGCGGUUCGCACAGGCAUGGCCGUAACGCCGGACAGUCGCGAGGCCGUGUGGAGAGAGGACAUGGGAGAGGUGCUGCUGCAGAAGAUGCGCCAACAGGCAACUGAUGCACUGGUUCUUCGCGGCAACAGGCUACAGCCGCACGAGGACAAGCACAGGUUUAUUGAGCCCUGCGCCAGCUGGAAGGAUGUCGAAGGAGUCAAGCUGCGGGGUUGCGUACUUUGGCUGCCGGAGAAGAGAGACGCCGCACGUCAGUACGCGACGCUGGACAUUGAGGGCGCCCAAUACGGAAAGAAGAUGGUUGUGCAUAACUUGUGGUGGCUGCUUGGCGAGCAGGAGGUGCAGCGGCUGAGGGAGUCGGCAGAGCUGUUUCGCGAGGGCGAGAUUUUCGUGCUGAAGCAAUGGGGGAGCACGAGCAUGAUGAGGCUGCACAUGCUGCUGUGGAGGCUGCAGGGCUAUUUGGCAGAACCCGCUCAACGCUUAUCGAUAAAAACAACCAUGCGCGGCGCUGCUGCCAACAACAACCCCGAGCUGAUCCAGCCCGAGGACUGGGCCCGACCCGACAAGCCCGCCCUCAACACGCCCGUCUUCCUCAUCCACGACGGCGGCGGCACCACCUUUGCCUACCACUGCCUCGAGGUCCUCGGCCGCUACGUCUACGGCAUCCACAACCCCUGCUUCUACUCGGGCGAUGUCUUUGACGGCGGCCUGCCCGACAUGGGCCGCCUCUACGCGCGCUGGAUCCGCCAGACGGUCCUCGACGACGGCUUCCCGGCGCGCGCGCGCAACCACGACGGCACCGUCAGCGUCCUGCUCGGCGGCUGGAGCCUCGGCGGCCUGCUGAGCCUCGAGGUCGCGCGCCAGCUGGCCGACGACGCCGUCGUGCGCGUCACGGGCAUCCUCAUGAUCGACAGCAUCUACCCGGGCAACGAGGAGGACGCCUCCUCCUCCGACGAGGCCCCGGCAUCGACAGUCGUCGAGAGCGGCCUGACGCAGAACCAGAUCCGCUCCAAGCGGUGCAUGGCCGAGGCGGUGCGCAUGAUCAGAGACUGGCGGCUGCCCGAAUGGCCCGGCAGCCUGUACGACCGACGGCCGAGGGUGGUGCUGCUGCGUGCCAAGGAGUACGUGCCGACAAAGGACGGCCGCAUCGUCGGCCUGGAUCUGAAUCGGGAGGACGAGAUGCUGGGCUGGGGGGACUACGACGACGACAUGUUUUGCGAUGUGAUGGAUGUCGAGGGCCAUCAUUUCGACAUUUUCGCGUUUGAGCGGAUAGACGGCAUUACGAGGGCCAUCAAGAAGGGGCUGGAUAGGCUGGAGGAGUGUUCCCAGAUGAUGAUGUAUGGGGCUUGGUAA